AUGUUAGCCUGUCUUGGUUUUAAGAGUGAUAAAGAAAGGCUGGUCAGGACCUGCCAGAAUCUACAUGACUUAGUGUACAUCUACGUCUCUUCAAUCAACAAAAUAUACCGACUCCUUAAUACACAUCUUGGCACCAACUUCCCCAUCAUCCCAGUAAAAGAAAACCUCAGCAUUAAAGAGAAUCUGCAGCUCCUGGUCAGCGCUUUGAAGGAGAUGCAAGCCACCAUGGAAACAAAAGACAAAGAUGUACAGGAAAUCAUCAGCCACAGUUUAUGUGCUAAGAUUGCUGGUCCCGUCACCUCCCUGCAGGACACGAUCACUGCAGUAAAGGAACUUCAUGAGAAUUACAAGGGCGUCGUAGAAAGCAUCAUGGAUGUACUCGUUGCGGUGAUGUUGAAACACAACAACUUCCCUGACAAAGUGGAGUCUGCUAUUCAUCAGCUAUUGAGUUCACCUGCCUUAUCCCUCCAAGUAUCAGAACUUCUCAUGGACUAUGCUGAUAUUGUGAAGGUGCUGCAGCAAAAUGAGAGACCAAGUACCACAGAAGGCAACUCCUCCUUGAGUGGAAUGUCACAACAGCUCAGGCUGGACUCUCCACCCUCCUCCUCUUCAUUUCUUGUUUUCCUGCAGCCUGCCCUUCAAGGACACAGAUCCACAAAGAAAAGCCUGAAAACAGCAGCUGACUACUUAGAGGAGGCUUUCAGGGUGCUGAAGCCACCUUGUGAAGGAUUCCAAACUUUUGUUAAAAUGGUUGAAGCCUGCAUCCUAGCGAUAACAGACAAGCAGAAAGAGACAUAA
Molecule: messenger RNA, 798 nt
Organism: Leptosomus discolor (cuckoo roller)
Lineage: Eukaryota; Metazoa; Chordata; Aves; Leptosomiformes; Leptosomidae
Source: RefSeq, a predicted model, not a curated record